Molecule: messenger RNA, 1664 nt
Organism: Nelumbo nucifera (sacred lotus)
Lineage: Eukaryota; Viridiplantae; Streptophyta; Magnoliopsida; Proteales; Nelumbonaceae
Gene: U11/U12-31K
Product: RNA recognition motif and CCHC-type zinc finger domains containing protein
Biological process (GO): mRNA splicing, via spliceosome
Cellular component (GO): U12-type spliceosomal complex
Molecular function (GO): zinc ion binding; RNA binding
Source: RefSeq, a predicted model, not a curated record
AUAAGACUUAUAAAGAUAGAAUUACAGAGUAUAGUUGCUUGCAACCCCGAGUGGAGAACCGGUGGUGGUGCCUGAAUCCUGAUGGUUGGUGGUAGCUGGUUGCAACAACCCUCCAAAUAAAUCCAUAGAAGCACUGUUGUAACGGCAUCAGCGCAGACAAGUGGUCGGAGUCGGAGACAUCUGGUUUGGCCGAUUCAGGGCAACACCAGCACAGACUAAUGAUUUUUAGGUUUGAAUGGCUGAGUGAGAGAGCCAGAGAAAGAGGGGCACACGGUGUGUGUUGUUAACAGUUUCGCCUCUUAUUGGGUUACAACAGCAACCCUCUACCAUUUAUGAAUUCUUUCACAGGGGCUGCAAAUGGAUCGGAUCAAUUUUGUGAUCCGGACUCCUUUCCAUCCGUCCCAUCUAUCGAGCGCCAUUUCCCUCCUCCUUUGCAAAGACGCCGGAGUCAGACUAAGCAGCGAAACUGUUCACAACAGAGACAGAGAGAUGGUAGCGGAGAAGAACAGCGACAGUGACGAGGAUGACACCUUCUUCUACCGCUACGCUUACGCUCCCCCCUCGUCUUCUUCCGCCUCAGCCGCAUCCCUUUCCUCUACCACUACAAAGAAAUCAGUCGGAAGCGGAGGUCUUGUCCCAUCAAAAUCAACUGUAUACGUGAGCAAUCUUGACUACAACCUCACCAAUUCCGACAUAUUUACCAUAUUCUCGACCUUCGGCAAGGUUGUCAAAGUCACCGUCCUCAAGGACCGCGUUUCCCGACGCAGUCGUGGAGUUGCUUUCGUCCUCUUCGUUUCCAAAGAUGAUGCCCUCCGUGCUGUCCGUGAGAUGCAAGGCAAGGUCUUGAACAAGAGGACCCUCACCGUCUCGAUUGCCGCGGACAACGGCCGAGCCGCCGAGUUCAUACGGAGGAGGGUUUACAAGGAUAAGAGCAGGUGCUACGAGUGCGGGGAGGAAGGUCAUUUGUCUUAUGAGUGCCCAAGGAACCAACUUGGGCCGAGGGAGAGGCCCGCGCCGAAGCGGUUACGGAGGGCGCAGGAUGGGAGUGGAUCAGGGAGAGGGGGUAUGGGGCAUGACGAUGGUGAUGACGAAUCAGAUGGUGGGGAGAGAUUUGAGGAUGACAAUUGGGCGUCUGUGGUUGACACAAGAGGGGCUGGCGAUAGGUUGAUCAAAGAAAAUGAAAGGAUCGCUGAGAAGAAGAUGAUGAAGAAGGAGAAGAAAACAAGCUAUUUUAGCGAUGAAAGUGAUGAGGAUGAUUAAUUUGGAUUUCGGCUUUCAUUAACUUUCAAGGAAUAAUGUUAGAAGGAGAGGAUUGAUGUAAAGGUACUGGGACCAUCUCCAGAAUUGAAGCCGAGUUCAACCUUGAGAGAGGCUGAGAGGGGGUGGGGGUGGGUGAUAAUGAGAAUUACUGUCACUAUCAUCUGAGCCUUGUUCCAACUAUAUGGGGUCGGCUGCAUGAAUCUUGCUUUGCCAGUCGCCAAAAUGUAUACGAGACAGGGAAGAAGAUACGCUGCUUUCUUUUUGCCAAUUCAAGUAUUCAACCAUGUAAUCUCAAUCCCCAAAGGCCAAAGGUUCCUGCUUCAAAAAGAAUCUAAUGUGUUAUUGUAUAGCUUGUUUUGGUCAUUUGGUGCCAUAUUUGAGAUAUUGCUGUUCUUUUUCAUACA